Molecule: messenger RNA, 4227 nt
Organism: Stylonychia lemnae
Lineage: Eukaryota; Ciliophora; Spirotrichea; Sporadotrichida; Oxytrichidae
Source: the annotation of a GenBank genome assembly
AUGAAGUCUUAAUUUGCAAGUCUCCAGAAACGUGCAAAUUCACGUUUGGAUUUCCACAAAAGCCAAGAUAAGAUUGAAGAAGAGUAGGAAAGCAAAGAAAGCAGCUACUAUGAGCAAUCUAUUUAGGAUAGAUACAGAACACAUUAGCCCUAAGUGGUAGCCACAAAUUAAACAAUGACUAAUUGGAAAUAAGUGAUCUGGACUAAUUGGGUGAUGGAUAGGAGAAUUACAAGACUAAUUCCAUUCUCAUCACCUUACGAGAGAUAUACAAAGCGGUCUACCUUUGAUGUGAACUUCUCAAACUCAUCCUCCUCGAGACAAAUCGUGGGUAGAAAAAAUAGUAAAUUUUUUUCUACCUUUUCGCUUGAUGACUUCAAUGGCAAUAAAGUUGUAUAUGAUAAUGUCUCGAUAUAUCGAGAUAUACUUGUUGAAAGGGAAUUAGAGCGACUUAAAACAAUAGAAUCAAGAGAUAAAAUUAAAUACAUAAUUUAUCUUGUUGUUACAAUCACACUUAAUGUAAUGAAUCUUUUUGCUUGCUGCACGUUUAUAAUUGAAGAUUACAUUUCUUACUCAAAUUGUACGGAGUCUGAAGCAGAGAACUAAGGAAAUGACUGUACAAAUGUAGGUUUGGAGGCAAUAGACAAAUUAGAGGUGUCAUUCUCAAUUAUAUUUAUGAUGGAAGUAUUCUAUAACUUUUUGCAAUAAACAAAACCUAAGUACUAAUUUUUCGUUAAAAAAGAUACAAUAGUUGAUUUGCUAACUAUAGUUCCUCCACUUCUAAAUCUAGCAUUAGAAAGCAAAAUAAAAAUAGGAUUUUUGAGAAUGCUCAGGAUGCUUAAAGUUAUGAGAGUAAUUAGAAUUUUUAAAAUGCUUAAAAAAGCAGAGAGUAAAAGCAACGACUCAGGAGGAGGGAAAGAUAAUAAGCGUCCGUCAUUCUCACUAAGUCCUAUCUAAAAUUAGGUCAUCAUUUUGAUGCUUAAUAUUUUCACAACGGUUUUUAUUGCAGCUGGUAUAAUAAUGUUCAUCGACAAUGUCGUACCAUAAAGCUUCUCCUCUAAUAUGAGAUUCGUAGAUGCUAUUUAUUAUAUGAUUAUAACAAGUGGUACAAUCGGUUAUGGAGAUUACUUUCCAAUAAAUACCACAAGUAGAAUGACGAUCAUUAUAAUCAUAGUUAUGAUCAUUUCAGUAUUUGGAAAUUAGAUCUCAGCACUAGCUGCUAUAAUAAAAGAAGCAGAUUUCUAUGAUACUUAAUACAAUCUAAAAGGUCAUAUAAUUGUGCUUGGAACAUAAAAAAUAAGCAUUUUGACAAAAUUUCUUCUUAACUUUUAUAAAUCUCAAAUUAAUAACAAUAAUAUUCCUCAAUGUAUCAUCAUUGGAGAAACUAGGAUUUCCCCAAAAAUGAAGAGAAUUCUGAGUUUCACACUAUUUGAAGAUCGAGUACACUACUUAUCAGUUAAAAAUAUUGAUUAAUAAGCUCUUAAAAAAGGUUGUUUCUACGAUGCAGCUGCAAUCUUUUAUCUAUCUGAUCAGUUUUCGGAUUCACCUGAUUCCUCAGACAAGAAAGCUCUGUUCAUAAAUCAGUUCUUAAUGAAUAAUAAUAUUCGUUGCAAUUUGUAUAUUCAGCUAUGCAUAACGGAACAACCAAGCUUUAUGAGAAUGUAGGCAAUAGAGAUUUCUCUAGAAAAGCAGAAAGAGAUUAGAGCUAGAAUUCUUAAAUUACAUGGUUUAUCAGGGUUCGCAGAAAAUAUUAAUAACGAAUUUUAAAGACAUUAGCUCUAGAAUAUUAUCUCUAUUAAUUUGGUUAAGACAAAGUUUCAGAUACUUGCAUUCUCACUGUUUAACGAAGGCGCCAUCCAGCUUUUUUCAAACUGGUUUCUAAAUGAUCAUGAGUUGCUAGAUGAAAGCCAAUUCAAAUCAAGUAGGUAAAAGGAACAAUUUUCUAGUUUAAUUGAAACCUCAUCUAUUUAUUAAUAAUAGCUGGAUUAUAAGUUGUUUUUGAUAGAUUUCCCUAUUUGUUUUGUCGGAAGGUCUUUUAGAGAGGCAAUGAAAAUUGUAAACAAUAUCAAUCAUUGCUAUUAAGGAAAUUAUAUUGUGAAGUGUAUAUUAAUUGGAAUAAAGAGGGUAUCAGAAUUCCCAAAAUAAACUGUCUACAACUAGCAUGGAAAUGAAACUGAUCAUUAAUUACUAGAUUCUGAGGGAGUUGAGUAAGAAGAGAUGUCAUAAUGGCAUAUAAAUCAAACUUUGCCAAAUUUUAAUUGUGGUAGCAACUAUUAUAUCAUUAAUUCUCCAGAUUCAAACAUAUGCUACAAUGAUCAAGCUAUAAUUCUCUCAUCUUGUGAUGAUGUUAAUAGAUUCUUCAGUGCAAAAAUGGUUGAUCAAAUACUAAGAUACGAGCAUAGAGAUCCUGUAAAAGAAUACUAUGAUAAAAAAAGAAAAAAUCUAAUAAAAGAUAAGCGUAGAAGUAGCAUUAAUCUAAGUCGUAUUUUACCUUAAGGAGAAUCCUCGUAAUUAAAGAGAUCCUAAACUUUUUUGAGUAGCACAAAUAAUUUACAAUAAACAACAAAUUUUGAAAAUUAACCUAGUCAUAGGCUUUUGAUAUCAGAGAGUGACAAGAAUGAUCAUGAAGAAAAUUAUGCAUCAAGAUAAAUAUCUAUAAAGGCUAAUCACUAAAACAACUUGAAUGUAAUAUCAUCUCCUAAACAUAAUUAUUAACAGAGAUCAUCGGUGAAAAAUAACAACAAUGCAACCCCAUAAAAUACAACUCAACACGAAGAGGGAAAUUCUACUUUUGAAAGUAUAUCAGAUGAAUUCGACGAUAAUCUAGAAAAUGAUAGUGAUGAAGACCUAUGCCUAGGUGGUAUAACUUCUAACACUUCUGCUUAAAGAUCCUAGAAACGAAGUUAGGGAGACGAUUUAUUUAAGGUGAUCAAGAAUGCAUCGAAAGUUGCCUUCUAUAAAAAAUUGGAAUAAAACAAGGAGGAAAAAUGUAAUCACUUCAUAAAGCAAAGCUUAAAGCACUAAAUCAGAAAAAUGUUUGACUAUCGAUGCUCAGUAGAUUUUGAUGAUGAUGAAAAUGAAGUAAAACUAUAUGAUUUAUCUACAACAGAUGUAAAAAAAAAGCUUGGAAAUCAUAUCAUUAUUCAUGGUGUCUAAAAAUCAGGAGUUUAGUUUUUUUUUGAGGAAGUAAGAAAAAUGUCUGAGGUACCACUUUGCAUGUAUUCUUAGAGCGAAGAAUUGGAAAUGGAAUUCAAUCGAAUGACAGCAAAGUUUAGUAACAUAUAUUUCUUGAGAGGAGACAUCCUUAAUAUCAGGCAUAUGGAGAAUGCAAAUGUCAAACAGGCUCAAGCAAUCGUUGUAUUGAGUGAAAGAACAGUAGAGUAGCCUUUUGGUGAUUCAAAAUCAAUCAUUAUAACCUAAUUUAUAAAAAGUUUAUACCCUCAGAAAAGAAUAAUAACUGAGAUAUUAGAUAUUUCUAGAUUAGGUUUAUUGGAGUAGUCGAUUAAGGAAGAAAUAAGAAAUGAGAAAAAUUUAUCCUAUUCAUAUUUCCUUUCGAGAGAACUAAUGUCCGGUAGAAUAUUUUUUUCUUAACAAAUUGAUGUUAUGGCAUCAAUGAGAAGUACAGAACCACAUUUAACUACUGUGUUUCUAAAAAUAAUUGGUUAACAAACAGAAAUUUAAAAUUACAAUGAAGAACAAGCAAAAGUUGAUAAAUAGAAAUAAUCUAAAUUAAAGAAAGAAGAUGUCAAUGAAAAAUCAAACCUACUUUCUCUAAGAGUUCCAGAUUUUAUUGACGGCUAAGAUUAUUGGGAAUUUUUCGAGGAUAUGAAUAAUUACAAAGGGUUCAUUUUACUUGGAAUAUAUACCUAGAAUUUUAAUAGUAAAGAGCAAAAUGAAAAUAUUAAGAUCUAUGAAGAACUUAAGGCAUAAUAUGAAAAUGAGAUUCAUAAAUAAAAUAAAUUCUCAGGAAAUAAUGAGACGCAUGGUAGAAGUAAGUCUAAAUUUUUCUAAUCAAAAGCUACAAGAAAGAUCAGCGAAGAGGAGCAAUGGUUCAACAUAGAUCCUUCAGCUAUUAGUAAUAAAUUACCACUGCUUAUCUUAAAUCCUCCAAUGGGCACUAGGCUUUAAGCAGGCGAUACAAUUUUGGCAUUAGGAUAAAUUGAUUAAAGCUUCUUGAGUAGUCAUCUUUAAUAGAAAGGUUAUUAAAAAGUCUAGAAUAAUAAAAAGUGA